UUUUUUUGUGGGCACGCAUGCAAACACAGCUGAAAGAUUAGACGAUGGAGCCUUCUAAAAGUAACGAUUCAACGAACAGUGGUCUUCAGGAACAAAAUUCAGACGUCAACGAAGAGGAGGAAAAUGAGCUGUGUCCCGGUUUCAAAGACGUGGACGCUUUUGUCAAACAUGGUUUGAGUGCUGUUUUGUCAGCCACCAAAGCAUCAGCUGGCUUACCUCAGACUGGAGAUGAAUAUGAUUUCUAUCGGAGCUUUCCCGGAUUUCAAGAGUUCUGUGAAAGUCAAGGAGACAAGCUUCUGCACUGCAUGAGCCAGAUAAUGCAGCACCAUGGCUGCAGAUCUUACAUAAGAGACCGGAACAAGCUGACCGGGGUGGAGGAGAGGUUUGACUUGGUUGUGGACUCCAACGACGUCAUCCUUGAAAAAGCGGGCAUUCUUCUUGAUGAAGCCGAUGGGGUGAACAGGAGCCAGAAGCCUGUCAUGCCUACGGGGUUUCAGCCUCCAAAAAUUGUGGUUUCAAGCUGGAAUCGUAAGGGUUCCAGCUCUGGCAGUCGUGCUGAGACAUUCCGACUGCUACAUGCCAAGAAUGUUACGAGGCCGCAGCUGAAAUUUAAGGAGAAGAUUGACAACAGCAACACACCUUUUAUUCCGAAGAUUUUCAUCAAACCCAAUUCAUUAAAGCCACUUCCAUCAUAUUUCACCAACAAACAAAUGCGUAAAGAGAGACCGGAGGACCUUGAUGUCCCAGCUGCCCUGGCUGAUUUUAUCCACCAGCAAAGAACACAGGAGCAUGUUGAAGACAUGUUUGCACACCCGUACCAAUAUGAACUGGAUCAUCUCACAAUACCAGAAAGCUUACUGUCUAAGCCAGAGCCUCAGAUGUACAAACCAAUGUCGGAGACUAAGUUAACCUUUAUUGACUCGCUGGAGGACCUCGUGGCUCUCAAUGAGAAGCUGUGCAGCUCUUCUGAAUUUGCGGUGGAUCUUGAGCACCACUCCUACAGGAGUUUUCUUGGCCUCACCUGUCUGAUUCAGAUCUCCACCAGAGAGGAGGACUUCAUCAUUGAUGCUCUGGAGCUCCGUGGUGAAAUGUACAUCCUGAACGAGGUGUUCACUGACCCGGGCAUUGUAAAAGUGUUUCACGGUGCUGAUUCUGACAUCGAGUGGCUCCAGAGGGACUUCGGCUUGUAUGUCGUCAACAUGUUUGACACGCAUCAGGCAAGUCGAGCUCUUAACCUGGCCAGACAUUCCCUCGACCACUUGCUUAAACACUUCUGCAGCGUGGACUCAGACAAACGGUACCAGCUGGCUGACUGGAGGAUCCGCCCUCUGCCAGAUGAGAUGAUCCAGUAUGCUCGGACAGACACCCACUAUCUCCUUUACAUCUACGAUUGUGUGAGAGUUCAGUUACUGGAUUCCCACCAUGGGCAGCCGGGCCUGUUGCAGUGUGUCUGGAACAAGAGCAAAGACAUUUCACUGAAGAAAUAUGUGAAGCCAAUAUACACAGAGGAGUCCUAUUUAGAGCUGCAGAGGAAGCAGAAAAGGUCUUUUAACACCCAGCAGCUAACUGCCUUCAGACUGCUAUACGCCUGGAGGGACAAGCUGGCAAGGCAGGAAGAUGAAAGCACUGGAUAUGUUCUGCCCACUCAUAUGAUGAUCAAAAUAUCUGAGGAGUUGCCCAAAGAGCCUCAGGGCAUCAUCGCCUGCUGUAAUCCUGUGCCGCCGCUGGUGAGGCAGCAGGUCAAUGAGCUUCAUUUGUUAGUGCAACAAGCCAGAGAAAUGCCCCUUCUGAAGGCUGAGAUUGCAGCUCAGAAGAAAAAAGGACUCUUACCUAUCAAAAAGCCAGAAGUCACUUUGUUUGGUCCCCAUGAUACUUCCAGGAUUUCUGAGAGUGAACUGCCCCACUUUACACCUGGUGAAGGAGCAGUUAAACAAGGAAUACUAUUCUCAGAGGAUGAGCAGAAAACGCACGUUGAUGAGCAGAAAACACGCGGUCUCUUGGCACCACCUAAAAUAACACUGUUCCAGGAACCAGAAGCUCCUGAUGACCAGACGUCAGUGUCUGUAGCUCAGAUGAAAGCGAAGUGCAUCAUUGAAUCUUUUGAAAACCCAUUCAGGAUGUAUUUACCAUCAACUGAUGUGCACAUCAACAAGAAUGCCAAGUUUGACCCAUCUUCGAAAAUAUUUGAAAUUAGCAAAAGAUGGAAACUGCAGAGUAUUGAACAGCAGGAGAAGGAGCUGGAGGCCAAAAAGAAAUCCAAGGAAGAGGUGAAGCAACAAGCAAAGAAAAUGUCAGAGAAACGAGCUAAGGCCAAACAGAGCUACCAGGAAUCACUGAAGAAUGUUGCCACUGUGCGGCAGCAAGCAGCAGAAGCUGCAAAAGAUGGGAAGAAAAGAGAGAUGGCUGCCAGUGAGGUUGGAGAGGAAACUCCCAAACCAAGUAAGAAGUUGAUGAAAUUAGAGAAGACUCAGAAGACGGACGCUCCCAAAGAAAGCUUCAAACCCUUUGACUACAGCCAGUCAGAUCUGAAAGUUUUUGAUGGUGCCAAACCUAAGGGAAACACACAAUUUGAUCCAAACCAGCAAGCCCAUGAUUUUAAGAAAAAGAAAGGUCCUCGGGGACAAAAAAACAACUUCUCAACUGGAAACCGAAGUAUGUCAUACCUGGGUGGCAAAUCCGACAGAGGGUUUUCCCAUAGCUGGCCCAAGAGAUAAACUCCUUGAUGUAAAUUUUUUUUACACUUUUUGGAAAUCAUCCUACAUAUUUCCCUUUCUUGCAAAGAAAAUCAGUGAAUAAUGACUUUAGGUGGAACCCCCCCCCCCCCAUCCCACACACACACCUGUAAAACACUUUGUAAAUAUAAAUGUGUGGAAACGUAUAACACUUUUUUUAAAGCUGGUUUUAGAAAACAGUGGUUAGAUAUUUCUUCUGUUAAUACACAGUCAGUACUCUUAUGUAUUUAUAAACUGAGGCAGUAGGUUUAUUAUUGAGAAGAAAUGGUUUAUCACAGAAAUUAAACAUCAAACUAUAAAACUUACAUGGAUGUGAUGUUGUUUGUAUCUUUGCUGUAAUAUGAAAAACUUUAUUAUGAAUUAAUCAUUCUUUUUGUCCUGCUCAUGGUAAAGGAAAUGAAGAAGAAAUGCGCUUUUAAAUUUGAAAUUCAUGUACCUUGGAAGUGGGAAUUCCAAACUAAAGUAUAUUUGUGCUCUUGA
Molecule: messenger RNA, 3212 nt
Organism: Austrofundulus limnaeus
Lineage: Eukaryota; Metazoa; Chordata; Actinopteri; Cyprinodontiformes; Rivulidae
Gene: exosc10
Product: exosome component 10
Exons: 25
Coding region: 45-2714 (889 amino acids)
Biological process (GO): TRAMP-dependent tRNA surveillance pathway; nuclear polyadenylation-dependent rRNA catabolic process; nuclear polyadenylation-dependent CUT catabolic process
Cellular component (GO): nucleolus; nuclear exosome (RNase complex)
Molecular function (GO): 3'-5'-RNA exonuclease activity; nucleotide binding; single-stranded RNA binding
Source: RefSeq, a predicted model, not a curated record